Molecule: messenger RNA, 867 nt
Organism: Sparassis crispa
Lineage: Eukaryota; Fungi; Basidiomycota; Agaricomycetes; Polyporales; Sparassidaceae
Exons: 5
Coding region: 1-867 (288 amino acids)
Biological process (GO): N-acetylglucosamine metabolic process
Cellular component (GO): cytoplasm
Source: RefSeq, a predicted model, not a curated record
AUGGUCCUCACACCGGGAGAUAUUCCUCUGGGGACCGGACCACCCACCCGGGAGGAAUUACUCAUCUAUUACCCUGCGAAAUUUACCUGGAAGCAGUUAAAGACGUUCGUCAAUUCGGGUGAUCUACGGCUGCUCCAGCGCGACAAGAAACUGCAUCUUAGAUUCUCAGAAUAUAUGAAAGGUAUUCAAGCGCAGUAUGGGUCCACGGUGAACUAUCUUCUCACCAAGCGUUUGCGGUGGGGAGAACCUGAUAGGCAGUCGCGCCUUUGCUCUCUGCUAGACGAAGAUCAUUCUGUACUCGAUGGACUGGACAGCGAUUGUAACGAGACCUCCACCGAGCUUCCGCCCAUUUCCGCCGACGCGCCCCAUCAUUUCACCGCGGAUACUCCCCCGGAGCUGAUCAGUAUCAUUAUGAACGAUUGGCCGUACUCCGUACCUCCGGAGGUCGAGCACAUUCUCAUCUGGACGCGUCUUCCCCUCCUUCGUCCAUCGAUCCCGCCCUCCAUUGCGUCUCACCUACUAGAAUACGGAUUAUGGGGCUUCACGGGCAACACCGAGCCCCCGCCCUCACCGAGCACGCUCCCAGAGUGUCUGCCUGCGCUUGCAGAUUGGAACUUCACUCCAGACAACAUUGUGCAUCCUCCUCCGAGGACGGAAAAAGAAGAAGCUCUUCUGCGUGAGACGAUAGAUGAAAUCUCGGAGUUUGUGCGACGGAAGUGGAAGGAAGCUGAGUGGGAGACGGCAUGGUUCGUGAAUCCCUCGAGAUGGCAGAGUGUUCCGGGUUUGGCACAUAUACACGUCCUUGCAAAGCAUAAGCCCUCCGAGGAGAUAAAUUCCUCUGACAAAAUCUCACGCAAAUAUAUCUAA